Penicillium salamii is the source of this 2379-nucleotide messenger RNA. Lineage: Eukaryota; Fungi; Ascomycota; Eurotiomycetes; Eurotiales; Aspergillaceae. The record is from the annotation of a GenBank genome assembly.
AUGGCUACUGACUGGCAACCCGAGUGCCUUGUGCCUCAGAACCAGCCGUCACUGGAUUCGGUGAGAGCUCAUUCUGAUCGGGCUCUCCAGAAUACCUCCGGGAAUGUCCAAUCUUAUGCAGACCACCUCGCCCAUGGUGAUGCUGCUGCCCGUGAAGAACAGCUGCAACAGCUUGGCUUCAAGUAUGCGCAAGCCCCUCAUCAUUCCCAGCCUAUCCCCGGGCACAACCUCCAACAUCACCAGCAUGUAGCACAUCGCAUUCAAGCCCGAAAGAUGCGCCGACUUCAUUCCGUUGGACCUCAUAGCUCUCAGUCCCGACGGGCGAGAAGCAGCUAUCUCAAGUCCCAAAAGUACUUGGAAUACCGGGCCCGACCUCGACGGGAUACAGGCAAAGAUGGUGAACCAGUCUGGUCUGAUGAGUUGGAAGAUGCUUUCCAGCAGGCCCUCGAAGCAAACCCUCCCAUGGGUCGCAGAAAGUGGUCCGAACGGGGAAAGUCGUACGGCCGCAACGAGCUCAUCGCUGAGUACAUCUUCAAGUUGACUGGCAAGAGAAGAACCCGCAAGCAAGUCUCUAGUCACCUACAGGUCCUGGAUUCUUUCCUCAAGGGAGAUCCCGAUUGGGAGCGACUUGUUCGAGAGACUUCACCCGAGCGGUCGUCUAGUGUGCACAGCUCAGCACCAGGGCCCAAAUGGCGAACAUCAAUGGAGCACCCUUCCUCAUCCAACCCUUACAGCAGCCACGCCCACUCUUCCUACCAUGACAACAUGCGAUCCAUGCAGCCCUAUGGUGGCGACCUCCCUCCGCCCAGCUAUACACUUGCAUCCAACAUGCAGGAAGCUGCUGCUAGCUCCAUCAGUGGCUUCAGCUUUGACAUGUGGGUGAGCGCCCCUCAUCAAGCCAACAAUGUCGACAAGGCACUGCACGCAUACACGCGUCUCCAGGGUGAUCCGCACCACCCCACUGCUUCUCCCAUGCCUCUCGAUAGUGUGCCUGAUUGGCGAGGUUCUUUCCCUCAACUCGCUUCUAUGGUUGACGAUAUCAGCAAUCCGAUUGAUUGCGAUAUAAUCUUAUUGGAAGUAAGCCUCGAGUUGAUGACCGACUUCCCUCCUGCAGGAUCACGUCUGGGUAUCCAACUUGACCUCGACUAUGGUCACCCUACUGCUGGUGACGUCCUGGGAGUCAGUCAGAUGGACAAUUGGACAUGCAGCACAUAUAUCAAUCAGGAUAGCCAGCAGAUUCUCGAAACAAACCAGGAACUUCCCAGGACUAACUCCACAAAAGUCAAGCCUCUCUUUGAAUCUUCUUGGUGGGCUAGGAUGUUCACGCAGUUGACCCAAGCCAAACGCGUGGCUGAGAACUCAGGCCAUCCCCAAGAGGUCCAGAAUGCGGAUGAUCACACCCGGCAGUUCUUCCGGUCCAUGUCUGCAGUACAGGAGCUUCGCGCCACCCCAGCCAGUUCCCGCCUUGCAAACCAGUAUCAAAGCCACGGCGAUGACAGCAAGCGCAUGGCCAUUCUGGCCUGGAAGUUCCGUCAAACUCGUCCCGGUCAAGUCGGCACCACCAGCUGGAGACGCCUCCUCACUGCGCCAGACCGCACUAGCACCAACAGCCCUCGCACUGCCACUAAUGUCGACCUUCCCCCACUUUCUCUGGACUCUAUCCUCCUCAAACAACCCUCUCACCAGAGCGUCUAUCAGCCUCAGCCCCAAGACCUCAUCCACCAGGGCCAGUCUCAGUCCCAGUGGCCUAUGUACACCUCCUCCCACGACAAUGUGGCUAAUCUAUUUAAUUCUAAUGGUCCCCUCGACUUCAUGAGCUCCAUCUCCAAGCCCGAAGAUGGUCUCAACGACAAAACCGCCGUUACCUCAGUUCUGGACUCAUACUCCACCAGUCUUGCACCUGAAACCGCCCCAUCCACCAGCCUCCAUACCUCCAGCGGCGCUCCCGUCAUGCUAAAUGUCCAUGACCUCUCAAUGGCACACCCCGGAAUGGGCUACAACCUUGGUCCUGACACAUCCCACUAUGUGCCUGCGCAGCAGCACCCCGUUAUGCAUGACAGCAACAGCGUUCUUAAUGGCUUCUUUGGCUCGAACGCCCCCUCUCUCGAAGACCUUGGCCAUGGCCAGGGCUCAUGGGGUACCCACUCUGCCUCUAUCCCUGGUGAUGUUGGCAGCAGUUACCACCACCUUCCUUUCCAGGAGCACCAUGGCUCUGUGCCUCGCGAGACGCAGCAGUCCCAUCACUUCGAUAUGACCUUACCGUCAGAUGAUCUGAUGGAUAAGAUUGUGGGACGCAUGUCCAACGGUCCUAAUAUGCAUGGGGCGGGCCCCGAUGCCAAUACAGGCUAUGGAGAUAAUACCUCUGUGGACGCGGUAUAA